ACAUCGUUGCGAUUGCAAUAUCAAUGCUUCAUCGGCUAGACUCAACGUUGGUGUCGUCAGUAGAGGAUCACAUACCACUGGUUCGACGUCAUAAUUGGAAUUGGGAUAGGAUCACAAAAAUACGUCCGAGCUGGUUCUUCGUAAAUUGGACAUCAACUCCAAAUACACUAAACAAUUCACACACGGCAGCUUUUUUCUGGAUUUUGACCAGGAGGAGGAAAAGGGAAAAAAUAGCAAAGGGGCAAAAGAGCGUUGGUGGCCAAUAUAUGUUCCGGCGGGCAAACUCAUUUAUAUUAUCACCAUAAAACCCCCUCCGUGAACUCCGCCAAUUUCACUCCGGCCACCGUCCUCGUCCUCUGACGAAGACAUCUCACUCCCCGCUCGUCCCCUCUCCGGAGGUUGACGAGCGUGGCCAUAGUUACAGCAGGGGCAAGAUGUCCCUGUAUACACCACCGCCACCGUUUCGUACCGCCGAUGAGAACAAGCCCACGCUCUUGGUCUGCUGGUGGAUUACCCUAUUUUGUACCACGGUUAUCUUGCUACGCAUCGUUGGCCGUUUCGUUCGCUCCGAAAAACUUUAUAGAGAAGAUAAGAUAGCUGCGUUGGCUAUCAUUCCGUUGUUUUUGCGCAUGGGAUGCGUUCAUGUUAUACUCAUCUAUGGGACCAAUAAUGCCUAUUAUACCGAACUAACGGACGAAGACUUGCGUAAAAAGACAAUUGCUAGUGGGCUGGUUCUUGCUAGCCGGUUCUUUUAUGCGGCAACGCUUUGGAUUCUGAAGGGCGCCAUUCUUGAAUUCUUCACCCGCUUGACGAGCAUUACCUGGAACCGUUCGCACGAAAUUGUCGUGAUGGUUAUACGAGCUACUUUGGUAGCAACUUUCGUGGCUGUCGUGAUAGCGGAUCUCGCAGAGUGCCAACCAUUUAACCAUUAUUGGCAGGUGUUGCCCGAUCCUGGAGGUCAAUGCCGCCAAGGUUACGCCCAACUUAUUACCAUGGCGACUUGCAACAUUUUGACUGACCUCCUACUCGUCUUAUACCCAGUUCCGAUUAUCCUCACAAGCUACAUGGGUACUAAGAAAAAGAUACAACUAACAGUGUUGUUCUCGUCAAGCCUGAUCGUCGUGGGGGCGACUGGAUAUCGAAUUCCUCGAAUCAUCGGCCAGGACGGAAACCAACAAAUCCGUUCAUUGCUUGCCUCAGUCGAACUACUUCUUGCCACGGCUGUUGCUAAUAUGUUAGUACUUGGGUCAUUCGUUCGGGAUCGCGGAUUGAAGAAGACAAGAUACAGGCAUACUUCAAUCGCUGCUGAUUCCAUGGACCGUGCAUCCGACCGUCGACCUACCCUCCACCGACAUUGGGGCAGCGACGAAGACCUUGUGAGAGACUUGGGUCUUGGUGUUGACCGCGAGCUCCGCGAUGCCGUGGAACAGCAAAAGCAAGCCGAAAAGCCUGCCAGACCAUUUGCGAAUAUGGAUAAGUGGGAUGUACCUCGUCGGAAUCCCAGCGAUGCCACACGUAGCGAUGCUUCUAUUUUGGUUUCAGGGUCGCGAAGCAGCUCAACGCUAAUGGCUCGCCGAGUUAGUUUCAUCGACGCUGGUGGACUACUUGACAGCGACCGAUCUCGAAGUGCACUGGAUACGUACGGUUCUAUCCUCGAACCGCCAUCUCCACCUUCAACUGCUAUCCAAGCAGCUCCCAGUGGCUUUCGACGCGGAUCUCAAGUCCUACUACAAGAUCUUAGUGGGCUCCUUAGCCCCUUUAAUUCGAGGCAACCCCGAUCGAGUUCGAGAAAUAGAACUGAAUUAGUACCAAUACCACAACAACCGGAACAUAUAACCGGCGAUUCUUCUACUAGCCAUGGCAACUCGGCUGACACGGAGUUCGACCUGAAAGACUUGGAGGCUCCCUUCCAGAAGCCCCAACGUUAAUGAUUGAACUUCGAAAUAAGCACUGGGAAAGAGAAGCCCCUCGAAACCUUUGCGGCUCCCUUGACUGCAAGGGCGCAAUAUAACCCUUCGACACGAGUGGCGAGUUGAAACAACAAUUUUCUUACCUUUUCACCAACUUCUACAUUACGAAAUUUACGAUGUCGAUGCCCAAAAUUUCAUGCCUU
Messenger RNA from Hypoxylon fragiforme, 2113 nucleotides. RefSeq lists its product as uncharacterized. The record is from RefSeq and is a predicted model, not a curated record. Lineage: Eukaryota; Fungi; Ascomycota; Sordariomycetes; Xylariales; Hypoxylaceae. The transcript has 2 exons. The coding region runs from base 435 to 1928 and encodes 497 amino acids.